AUGGCGUAUGCAAGUGAUGAGAGUAUGUUCGAGUAUCUAAAUGUUGUCAGCAAGAUGUUUGAUAGUGAGGCUGAAGGCUAUGAAUUCUACAACAAAUAUGCUCUUGAAAAAGGUUUUAGUGUGAGGAAAAGCUACGUUGAGUGGGAUGGAUCCAACAAAUACAUAAUUUUAAGGAAAAUUGUGUGUAGUCGUCAAGGGUUUCGCGAAGAGAAGCACAUGAAAAGAAAGAUGGAAGAUAGAAAGAGGAGGCCACGAAGUUUAACUCGUGUUGGGUGUAAUGCUAAAUUGGUCAUUACGAGACAGGAGGAAACCGGUCGGUGGUUUUUCAAGGAUUUCAUCGAUGAGCACAGCCAUCCUCUAGCCCCACGGGAUCUUUCUUGUCUGCUGCGUUCGCACAGACGAAUUAGCGAUGAGCAGAAAGCGGACAUUGCGGACAUGGAAAAAUGUGGGAUCCGCAAAUACCGUAUUAUGGAUAUUUUGUGCUUUCAAUACGGUGGAUUUGAUAAGGUUGGAUGCAUAAAGAGGGACAUUUAUAAUUUCUGCCAUGCUAAUAAGCAGGAGACAAUCAGUGCCGGUGAUGCUAAUACGGUGAUCAUGCACAUGAUGGCGAGGCGAGAGCGAGAUGUGGAUUUUUUCUUCAAGUACUUGGUAGACGAGCAUGGCCAUCUGAAGGGACUGUUCUGGGCUGAUAGUCAAUCGCGACUUGACUACGAGGCUUUCGGAGACGUCAUUGUUUUCGAUAGCACAUACAGAACCAACAAAUACAAUCUGCCAUUCGUGUCGUUUGUCGGGUUGAAUCACCACCGGAGCACUGUCAUUUUUGGCUGUGGUAUAAUUUCUCAUGAAACAAGCCAGGCAUACGAGUGGAUGUUGCGGACCUUUUCUGAUUGCAUGGCACAUAAGCAUCCGAUAUCUGUGAUCACAGAUGGGGACCUUGCAAUGCAGAGAGCAAUCAGGGUGGUCUGGCCAGACUCAAACCAUAGACUAUGUAUAUGGCACAUUCAGCAGAACAUUGUACGCCAUCUGCAUGAUGACGACGUAAAGGAGGAAUUCAGAUCUUUCAUUUAUGAUACUUCUUCCAUUGAAGAGCAUGAGAUAGAAUGGAUAUACUUCUUACAACGGAAUAAAGUAACCAGUGAGGAGUCUUGA
Aegilops tauschii subsp. strangulata is the source of this 1149-nucleotide messenger RNA. Lineage: Eukaryota; Viridiplantae; Streptophyta; Magnoliopsida; Poales; Poaceae. The record is from RefSeq and is a predicted model, not a curated record.